Messenger RNA from Dicentrarchus labrax (European seabass), 2278 nucleotides. RefSeq names its product beta-carotene oxygenase 2b (gene bco2b). The record is from RefSeq and is a predicted model, not a curated record. Gene Ontology annotation, cellular component: mitochondrion. Gene Ontology annotation, molecular function: carotenoid dioxygenase activity; beta-carotene 15,15'-dioxygenase activity. Bases 80 to 1753 code for a protein of 557 amino acids. The transcript is spliced from 12 exons. Lineage: Eukaryota; Metazoa; Chordata; Actinopteri; Moronidae. Gene Ontology annotation, biological process: retinal metabolic process; carotene catabolic process.
UAUAAAGCUGAGUACCAGUCUUGGAGAAACAGCAGCACCACAGGAGGAGCGUACAUACUCGAGAGACAAAUCUUCAGCCAUGGACACCAUCACACAUCAGCAGAAAGAUGCCUCAGAGCUGAAAAAAUCCAAGUCUAUGAAGAACAUCAACCACUUCACAGAUGUGCACGGUCUGCCUUGCAUUGAGAAGAUUGUAAGCUCCGUGGAGGACACCCCCGAGCCCAUCUGCACCAACAUAACUGGCAAAAUCCCAGAAUGGAUCAAUGGCAGCUUCUUGAGAAACGGGCCUGGGAAGUUUGAGAUUGGAAACCAGAAGUUCAACCACUGGUUCGAUGGUAUGGCUCUCCUGCACCAGUUCAAAAUAUCCAACGGUCAGGUGACUUACAAGAGCCGCUUCCUGUCCAGUGACAGUUACCAAGCCAACAAGGAGCACAACCGCAUCGCAGUGUCAGAGUUUGGCACUAUCACAAUGCCAGACCCCUGUAAAAACUUCUUCCAGCGCUUCCUGUCAAGAUUUGAAUUACCAAAGCCCACAGAUAAUGCCAAUGUGAGCUUUGUGACCUACAAAGGUGAUUACUACGUCAGCACGGAAACAAAUGUCAUGCACAAAGUGGACCCUGAGACACUAGAGACAACUAAAAAGGUGGACUGGAGCAAAUUCAUUGCCGUGAAUGGAGCGACCGCACACCCUCACACUGAUCCCGAUGGAACAACAUACAAUAUGGGGAAUUCCUACACCGCUAAAGGAGCAUCCUAUAACAUCAUCCGAGUGCCGCCGACCAAGGAAACCCCUGAAGAUACCUUGGAGGGAGCCACAGUGCUGUGCUCUAUUCCUUCAGUGGACAAGACCAAACCAUCCUACUACCACAGCUUUGCAAUGUCUGAGAACUACGUGGUGUUCAUUGAGCAGCCCAUCAAGAUGGAUCUGUUGAAGAUUGUGACCGGCAAGUUGACAGGGAAAAGCAUCAGUAAUGGCAUUCACUGGGACCCAAAACUCAACACUAUCUUCCACCUGAUUCACAAGCAGACAGGGCAGUUAAGCUCUACUAAGUACUUUGCCAAGCCGCUGUCAACCUUCCACCAGAUCAAUGCAUAUGAGGAGGACGGCUCCUUGAUCAUAGAUAUGUGUGCUUCAGAUGAUGGCCAGGCAAUCACUAACUACAACGUCCAGAACCUGCGCAAGUCCGGAGAAGCUCUUGAUGAGGUGUAUAACACCUUGUGUAGAGUCUUCCCACGGCGUUUCAUUUUGCCUCUCAAUGUGGAUGAUGGUACACCCUACGGCCAGAACCUGAACAACCAGCCCAACAGCGAAGCUACUUCUAUAAGAAUUGCCAAGAACAAGGUCUUCUGUACCCAUGAGGACCUCCAUGGGGAGGAUCUUCAUCAAUAUGGAGGACUGGAGUUCCCUCAGAUCAACUACAACAAGUACAACACCCACACCUACCGCUACUUCUAUGGCUGCGGCUUCAGACAUCUUGUAGGAGACACACUGAUCAAGAUGGACCUCCACGGGAAACACAUGAAGGUGUGGGAACAACCCGGUCUUUAUCCCUCUGAACCCAUCUUCGUACCCUCCCCUAAUGCCACAGAGGAGGAUGAUGGUGUCAUCUUGUCUGUGGUCAUCACUCCGAAUGAGGACAAGAGUACGUUCCUCCUGGUUUUAGAUGCCAAAACGUUUGAGGAGCUGGGCAGGGCUGAGGUGCCUGUCAACAUCCCCUACGGUUUCCACGGGACGUUCAAUGCCACAGCAUAGAAACACAUGUGAGGGGGAAGUCGUGGCAGAAGUUAUACACUAUGUAAAUAUUGUCUGUGAUGUUUUGUUUGUCUCAUCAUACAAGCUUGUAUUAGCAAAAAUGAAAAAAAAAAAAGGUUUAAAGUUCAUGGUGGAGCUGUUAUAUAGAACUACUGUACUGGGUUAAGAAACUACAAACAUGUCCUGUUGUAAAUAGGUUGUUUUUUCUAAAUCAUUGUUUUCAAUAUUUCAAGUAUAUUCACAUUUUAAGAUAAGGACUGUGGGUGGGUGGAAGCAUCUGAGGACAAGUGCAUUCUUGUUGUUCUCACUGUGACUGCACUAACGUUUUUUACAUAACAGAAAAUGUUCCAGUUCAGCAAAGACUUUUUAUGGCCUCCAAUUUUGUAAUAAACGGAUAAGUAAAUGUACACUCUGGCACGGAGCCCACAUGUUGGAGAAAGCUAAGUGAAUGAAAAUGUACACUUUUAAAUACGCAGAUGAAACACUGUGAAUAGUCUGAAUAAAUAAAACUGGACUUAAACAUCA